Molecule: messenger RNA, 5504 nt
Organism: Porites evermanni
Lineage: Eukaryota; Metazoa; Cnidaria; Anthozoa; Scleractinia; Poritidae
Source: the annotation of a GenBank genome assembly
AUGGCAUUUAAACAGAGAUUUCGCUUAAAUCUGAUCCAAGAGGCUAAAACAGAGCUAGACUUUCUUGCUUUGGUAGAUGAUUUUCCCAGUUUGUAUGCGGGUCCUGUUCUCAAAAAUGCUAUCAGGAGAUAUGAAAUGUUCUGGCUCCCACUGGCAGCCAGAGAGGGUAGCUCCAGUAGACUUCUUGCAGCUCCACUAGACAUUGCUUGGGUUUGGUAUCUUCACAUGUUGUCACCACAAGAUUAUGAACAGGACUGCAUGAACAUUGUCUCUCAAGUUGUUGACCACUUGCCCAUGAACAGAUAUGAAAGAGAACGAGGUCUUCAAAACGCACGAUACUUGUGGCAGGACGCAUAUCCUACAGAAUGGUUUGAGGUCGACCUAAACUAUCCUACGCCAUUUACUAUGCCGUACGGACUGAAAAUUCGUUAUGACAUCGAAAAAGCAUCUUAUAACCAAUCCAAGUUCUAUUAUCAAGUAUCGCUCCCACACUUUAGCGAUAACAAGUUUCUGGAAAGCGCUGUUCAGCGAUACGAACACCAUUUGCAUCUCAAGAGCCAAAAUCCACAAGUUCCUAUGGUCCCGUGCACCGAUAUGGACUUGAUUUGGCACGCACACCUUCAUCACCCGCUGAACUACAAAGAAGUAACUUCAGAAAUAUUCGGGUCAGUAGUCUAUCCUGGAAUCUAUGACUCAAGUCUCAGCCUUGGACUAACUUUGGACGAUUCUGAGACUGGUACGAGGGCUGUAUCUUCUGCAGCGGGUUUCAAGUAUGACAAACCAGGAACCGGGUACAGAGGUGAGCCACCUCAACCCCGACCUCCACGACAAAAUGGGCUUUACUCCUCCUUGGGAAGGCUCCGCUAUGUCAUGAGAAUAUUGCAAGUAGAGCUGGUAAAUGUGGAUGUGAGCAAAAAGUUUGCUGUCCGAAUUUAUGAUCCUAUGGGCGGUCUGAAAGUGGAUACAACGAUUCAAGGUGGAGUCCGUCUUAAUUUAAUGUCCCAGUGUAUGAUUGACAACGAAAAUCGUCACACGAUCACGGUAUCUUUACACCAGAAAGCACUACUUGGUUUCGAAAGGUCUAUUGGUUCAUCUGGGUCGAAUUUGCUGUCCUUUAUUGAUGCAUAUACAUACGGUGGAAUACCUCAACAGCCUUGGGUGAUAGAUGUUCCCUUUGCUGCUGCACAAGCUAUCGUGAGGCUGUCAGCCAUGUUGGACCUUCCGUCCAUCGAAGGCUAUCGAUUCAAAGUUCAGCCAGACCCUUACUUUGCAAACGUUAACCAUCCUUGUUUUGUACUCAGUUUUCCACAGUCGAUGUUCUUACCAAAAGAUUUUGCAAAAGCGUACCUGCCUUGCGAAUGUGCAACUCACACUUUGUUGGACUGCAGAGGGCGGGAGGCUUUCAAGUGUCGUGUUGUCCACAGUGUUGAAGGUUUGCUAUCGGUGGUGGAGAUCAUCAGUGUUCACGGUGUUGUUGUUGCAUCUGCUCACACAAUGGAUCUCAACGCUCUUCCCGAAAAAGCAGCGAUUGAAGAUUACACGAGAUGCGCUUAUUUAAACUGCGUGGAGGGCGAGCGAGCGAUGGUUAUUAAAGGUCGAAAGGACUGGGGCAUCUGCAUUGGGAAAUGGCAGAGAGGAAAAAUGUUCAAUCGUGUAGCGGGCCAAGUGGAAAUCAAAUUUUUCAAGCUCAAGGGGCUGAGAGGCUGGUGUAAAGUACGCAAAUUCAAGGGUGGCCUUUACUUGGUCUACCUGGAGCCAGCUGUCUUUGUUUACGUGGACUUAAAGAGGGGAUUGUUUGUGUUUUCUCCAUUGGCACAAGAUGUUCCAGAAAUCGUUGCUUUUGCCUUCUCGAUGUCCAUUCUCUAUUUGCUCUGCAAGCCUUACAAUCCGACAGCGGCGAACGUUUCGUCACCAUCCUUUCACAAGAAAGCCAAAGAAGAUAAGGUGACUCCUAUGCUUCUUGCUGCUGGAUACAAAAGCUCUAUAGUUCCAACUAAUGUCUACCUUUCACGAAGCAUUAAGAGCUUUUCAGCAUCAGGUCCAUCCCUGGACGGUGCGGGAACCUACGAUCUUGAUUCAGAAUCUGGUCCCGAUUGGAUGAUAGAGCUCAUCAAGAAAAAACCGGAAGCAUUAUUGUGGUAUCAUAUGAGCGGUGUGCCCUACGAACUCCCGACCAAAAAGGAACGUACCAAAAGUUCUGGGAGCUGGAUGAGAAGUGGUGGUCCAGGAGGAGUAGGAGGUGGCGGAGGAGGAGGAGGAGGAGGAGGAGGUUGCGGCGGUGGUGGUGGGUGUUAAGAGAGGAGAAACGGAUGUUUACCUAUGUUACCUACAUAGCUUAGAUGAUAAACAUUCUUCUGCGCAGUUGACUAUUUUACUGCAUCAGAAGUGUAGGAAGGCCAAGCAUCUGACCUGAAUAAUGAACAGAACAUAGACUGAUUGAAUGUUGCCAAAGGAAAGAGUUUUAAUUGGGUGAUAAUGUUGCUAUUUUAACCGACUAAGUUUAUAUCUGUCAGAAAACAAAAAAUACUAACACUUUCAAGACAUCAAAAGUUUAGAGAAGCACAACAUCUUACCCAAAUAAGUGCACAUGGCAUGUUGAAAUGUGUCAGAAUCCCUGAGAAAGAUUACUGGGAUUAUUGUAGUAAAUAGUUUAAGUUUUAACAAUUUUUACCUUAUAAUCAAGUAGAUGAUAUCCCUUUUUGGGUAAUCUUACAUUGUAAGCAAGGUUGGUAUUUAUAUAGUCAUUCAAGUUUUAACAAUUUUUACCUUAUAAUCAAAUAGCUGAUAUCCCUUUUUGGGUUAUCUUACAAUGUAAGCAAGGUUGGUAUGUAUAUAGUCUCAUCAAAAGUAGGUUGAGUUUGAUCGUCCGGAUGAACGUAUUCCUGAAUAGGAUUGUUGUUGUUGACAGUGACGGACGUUUCGACAACCCAUGCAGUAGUCAUCUUCAGAGUCAAAGUGAGUGGCAUCACGUCAGUUGAUGGUAUUAUACUCUGGUUAUUGACCUGAUUGGUCAAUUAUGUCGCGAUGUUAUUGGUCGUCUGUCAGUUAAGCCGUGAUGUUAUUGGCUAUGAAGACUCGUUAUGUAAUUGGUGCGUUUCGAUCCGUCUAUUUUCACAGUCAAGCAGUCGUAUAUUGUAUAUGUUAUGUUUUAAGAGCCAGUCUCUGUAUUUCAAAAACAGGCGCCAAAAAGUUGUGACCCUCUCCUAACUAAAAACUAAUAAUCAACAAUGGUCUCUCUCUGGACAUAUGGGAGCCCAUACAGUCUUAGCUCUCCCCUCUAAUUUGGUCUUUUGCGUCAUAAAGUUGAAAAGUAUUAUACUAAAAUUCCAAGUAUCGUGCUUUCUCUUUUUUUUGGUUUUUUAGACUUCCCGUAUUUCCUCUAAUAAGCACCUAGGCCCUUAUUUCAAAUUCAGCUAAAGGAGGGGCGCUUAUUGGAUGGAGGUCACUUAAUCAAGGGGAGCCCUUAAUUUAACAAAUGGAUUGUAAUUUUACUUUGUCGAAAUAUUUAAUAAAAAAACAAGAGAAAAACUACAACAUUAUCCUCAAAAUCCCUAAGUCAAUAUUUUAAAUUUUUUUGUUUCGUCUGUUGAAACAGUUGUUGGAAAUCAAGCCUUCCGUAAUCCUCAUACAGUUUACUCACUUUUCAAAGUAAUGUAUCGGUGCAUGUAUACAAAAUAUCGAUUAUCUAAUCAUCCUCGUCCGUGACAUGCAGAUCGUCGCAUUCCUCUUGCAUUGCUCCUGUUCCAGAAAAAGGAGUUGAGGGAGGGGAGCGUUUAUUCGAGAGGGCCGCUUGUUUGAUAUUAUGACCCGGGGAGCUUUUAUUUGAGAAAAUGCGGUAUGGCAACUUACACAACAGUCAAAACGCAGCUUGAGACCAUUAUCUCCACUGAGCUAGCCUUUUUGUAACGAAAGUUUAGUACAUUGUGAUGGAAACGAAGUUUAUUGAAUUCAACUUUGAAAACGUACUUGUUAUUUUGACUGUUGGCAACAUUUGUCUAAAAGAGUUUACUAAAAUGUACCCAAGGCGUCCUUUUCGCGAAAACAAAGUGUCCACAAAGUUCUGCGAUACACGUAUUUCUAGUAUAUUUGGAUAGUGGUAUUCCACUAGCCGUAUGGUGGGAACUGUGCCUUGGAAAAGUUAAGGUGAGCAUUUAAUUGACAAGUCUAUAAGCCGUAGGCCCCGUCUCACAACCCUUGCACAUAUAAAUUUUGUGGGACGUUAAAGGACCCACCCACUGUCCUUAACGAGUAGGGGAAGUAGUCCCUGAUGUGGUGGUCUAUCUCUCCUGGGGGGAAGUACAUAUAUCAUACAUCAUGAUAUACACACCGCGCUUUUAUCAGCCUAUUCCAGGCGUUCGGCGAUCACCCCCACCCCACCCCCUCGUUUUUGUUUCUGCUCACAUCUCUUUGCGAUGUGCCUAUGAUCUGAACGCCUGGAACAGGCUACGCUUUUAUUGAUUCUAGCUGGGAUGGUCCUACCCUGGCUUCAGAGGUCUGUUCUCGAAAUACCAUCAUGAAUGAGAUUAAAAAAUAGCCUCUGGAACCUAGAGGGGAUGGUCCAUUAAGGGUUAAAAAGAAGUCUAAGGGCGUUUUCCAUUUGACAGAACUGGCCGGCCGGACCAUUGCCCGAUCAGACAGAAGAGUUUUUGCCGAAAAACCAUCUCCUUCGUGCAUAAUAUUUAGGAUUUGACUGAUCUGGCUAAACAGUUUUGAUUGAAAGAGAAAUUAUCAUUGCGACGGGAAUGGUCUGGCCGGUCAGUUCUGACAAACAGAAAGCGCCCUAGAAUCUCUGGCCAUGUAGGUUCUGUCGCAUUGCUCCGUAUCACAUGAUCUUAUAGAGUAUUUAUACCAGAGGAUGUCUAAGACUACUGGACGGACUGAAAAGUCAGGAUCCGGUUCCUGAAAGCUAAGGCGAAUUAGCGCUAAUCCAGGAUUAAAUUUUGUUCCGUUUUUGUAUUUUACCUCCCUAUGUGUUGCUUAGAGUAACAUUUUAUGUUAUCAUUUUUGUAUCUCGGAGUAAAGACCCAACAGUAUUUUGUAAGCUCGAGUUGCACGUUCUUAGAAAAGAAAACCUUGCUUUAAGUUUGGCUUAAUCUUGUUUGGGUUAAACUUAACCGUCUUUCGAGGAACCGGGCCCUGGCUGUUUUAUAUAGACCAGUCACUGAAAACUCUCUCUCGUCUCUUACUAGCGACGACUUAACCUUUUUAGAGGAAUUAAAAACGUCAGUCUGUUAAGUGCGUUGAUUAGACAUACUCAGAUGACUUAAGGCGUCGAAUAGACCCUCCCACGGUUUUUUCAGGAACUUUUGAUAAAGAGCAGUAAGCGAAUAUCCACCGAUCAACGCUGCUGGAAAGAGGGCAUUAAAAUAUGGUAACUAACCAAGUUGAAGGUGAUAAGGUUAGAAGAGAGCAAAGAAAUUGCUUCAUUCAAUAAGUAGAGAAAUUUUACUGAUAUGUGUAUUGUGGAAAGGGGGGGGGGGGGGGGGGGGGGGGGGGGCGGGGAU